Condylostylus longicornis is the source of this 5326-nucleotide messenger RNA. RefSeq names its product inner centromere protein A-like. The transcript has 9 exons. Lineage: Eukaryota; Metazoa; Arthropoda; Insecta; Diptera; Dolichopodidae. The record is from RefSeq and is a predicted model, not a curated record. The coding region runs from base 117 to 5249 and encodes 1710 amino acids.
UUUUUUUUUGUCAAAAAAAAGUAAUUUUGUUUAUUGUACUAAUUUGCUUAAUUUUGUUCAUAUUUAUUUUAAGUGGUAUUUUUUUUUUAGUAACAUUUAUGUACCUUUGAAAAGAAAUGGGGGAAAAACUGACAAAGUCUAAUGUGUCUGAAAAGUCGCAAAGUUUAAACUUUUCUGCUUCGCAAAGUACAUUGAUUGGAGAUGACACAUUAAGUGAUAAUGAAAAGUUGUGGAAAUAUAUUCGAGACAAAAAAAAUUGUAGCAAUAAACAAAAAAAUUUAUUAGAACUACUUUCUCAGGAAGUGCAGAAACCUAAUUUCGAUAUUCAAGUAGUAAGUUGUGACGAUAAUAUAUCGGAUAACAGUGUUAAUAACAUAAAAAAGAAGGCAGCGCAGGAUAUUUCGCAAGCAAAAAUCGAUGAUGAAGAUCCAAAAAUUAAAAUUAAUGGGACUAUUGGUAAUUCCGAAAGUUCUGAAACAUCACAAAAAGUUGAAUCGAACAUUAAGUCAAAGAAAAUUAUAUCUCCCUCAAAGCGUCAACUGCGCAGUAGUUUUAGAAAAUGUAAAAAUUUGGGCAGACGUGUCUUACUUAAAGAGUUUGAAAAAACGGCUACGCAAAAAAAUCAAUUUAACCCAAAAUGCAACAGCACUCCUAUUUGCAAACAUAAUGAUCCAAAAAAUAAUGAUUGCACCAUUAAUUCAGAUUUUGAUGGCUUAUCUCCAAUCACAGAAACAGCUAGUAUUGAAGUUAAAGUAAAAAAAGAUAAAGAAAAUCUCAACUUGAAGGAAAAAGUAGGGAACAGAGAAAAAGCAAACAAUAAAAGUAACGAUAAAAUUUUCAAUGCAGAUUUUACUGUAAUUCCAAAUACACAAGAUCAAUUGAUUGAUGAUCAUUUAGAUCAGAAUUGUAAUAAAGAAAUUACGAUAGUGAUUCCGGAAACACAGGAAAGAAAUAAUGAAAUUAUAGAUGAAGAAGAAAAUAUAAAAAACAAUUCAAAAUCGAAAAGCAAUUCUGCUUUCGGUAAGAGCUGUUAUACCGAAAAGUCUAUGGAAAUAAGCUUUUCCAAUCAGUCUAAAUCUCAAAGGAAAAUUGAUGAAUUAGCUGAAGCUUUAAUGAAAUGCCAACAAGAAAUAUCAGAUAUGCAAAAUAAAUUUCAAGAAACUAAUUGUGUCAAUAGUAUCACACCGAAAGUUCAGGACAAAAAAGGAAAUACAGAUAUUUCACCUAAAAGGAUGGGAAAAAUUGUUGAUAGCGAAUCAAAAAUACCUUCAAAACGAAGAACUUUUACUGUUGAGUCAAAUGUUCUUCAAAAUUCUAACAAUAAUGAAUUAUCAAGGGAGGUCCUUUCGGAAAAUUGUAAUUUAUCAACAAAUUGUAAUAGAGAAACUGUUUUAGGUAAAACAAUAGAAUUUGACGGGUUUUCAACCAGAAAUCAAAGCGGAGAAGAAUUAAAUAAAGUUAUGUCUGAAAAACACAAUUUAAAUCAAAAAGAAAUUCCUAGAAGUACUAUAAAUCGAGUGUCGCGAAUACCGCAAAUGAAACGUAAUGGUAUUUUGGCUUCUUUAAAAUGCCCAACUCCAAAGCAUAAAUUUAAUAAUUCGAAAGAGUUGUAUUUGUCAAAAAUAUCUUCCGUUGAAAAUUUGUCAGAUAAAAAUCCAUCUAACUAUAACAAUUCUGAAAAACAUAAAGCUGAUAAUACGAAUACAUCACGUAUGAAUUUAAUAAUUGAACAAUUGCAAAAAUCUAUCCCGAUGUCUCCAGUUUUCGUUAUGAUUGAUAACCAUAACAAUAGAAACAACGAAACAAAUAAAUCUAAUAUGAAUUCAGUAAGAGAUGAAGAAGAAAAUUUACCUCGUCCACCUCCUGAAUUUUCUGAUUCAUACAAACCUAAAAAAUUGCGAAUCAAUAUAAAGAAAAUGCAUAUUCCUUCGGGUAUAAAACAAGUUCGUGAAAAGGGUCAAAGUAAAAUUGAUGACAUUGAUGGUAUAUUAACCAGUGAUGAUGAAUAUUAUAACGACGAUUUUCACUCUAACAUAAAAGAAUCAGAAACAAAAACAAAUAAAGAAUAUAUUAUAAAUAAAGAAAAUAUUGAUGGAAGGAAAAGAAAAACGAAUACUCAUCAACGGAAUUGUAUUACAACUGAAGGUGAUACAAAUAGCCUGAUUUUUAACAAGGAACUAUCCAUAUCGAAAAAUUGUACUACCCACGAUUUAUCGUCAAAGAACAAAAGCAAAAUUUGUAUUCCCGAUAACUUUUCUGUUCAACCCGUGGACUUAAGGAAAAGGAAAUCUCGAAAAUCAUCCCUGUUAGCUAGUUUUAAAAUAAAAGAGCAAAACAAAUAUCUUUCAGUGAAAAGAAAUUCGUCUGACGAAAAUUAUUUUCGUAAUGGCAAAAGAAAACCUGUUGUACUAUUGGCAAACAUUUUUUCAGAAACCUCUGGGUAUCAAUCAUUUACAGACAUAAUUAAUGAAGCUAAAAGCAAAAAUAUAAAUAAAAAACAAAAAUCGGCUUCUAAACUGACAGAAAAAUGUUCUCUAUCAGCAAUUAAUAAUGAAGUCAAUACGACAGAAAAAUAUAAAACACAUUAUUCUGACUGUUUAAUUUUACGUGAUGAAAAUCAACAAAGUUUAAAAAAUUUAUCUUUUCCUGCCCCACCUUCGUUUUUGCUUCAAAAUGGAACUGAUUCAACUUUGGACAUUGAUGCGGAACAGCAUAUUUUAAAAAAUUCAACUUUUCCUGCCCCGCCUUCAUUCUUGCUGCAACAAGGAGAUGAUUUCACUCUCGAAAUAAUGGGUCCUGAAAAUGGUUUUGCUGAGGAACUCGCAAGUAGUAAUAAGAGAAAUCGUGACAGGUUAUCAAGGUGCUAUAAAUUUCAACUUGCAAAUGAAAAAAAUGGAUACAGAAAGCGUUCUUCAUCGGUUCCUCUCACCCAAAAUUUUCAAAAUCAAAAUGAAUUUUCGGAAGUUCAAUCUCAACCUGGAUACAGUCAAAUAAAUCACAAAAAUAGGUUUCAAACAGGAGAAGGUGAAAAACCACGUGAAGUAGUUAUUGACAUACCGCCAAUGCAGAAUACUUUUGACUAUGUUUCUGAUUAUUUAAAACAUAAUUUAGAAGACAAGCAAAAGGAUUUAUCCUUAUUAAACACUUCUUUUACACAAAAAUCAUUUCCACGGACACAGAACGAUCCGGGUGAUGUAGUUUGUACCUCUUCAAAUCGAUCUAAAAAUUUUAUUGAUGAUGAGCAUCAGAGUAGUGCAGAAUCAAAUUAUAUUUGUGAUCAGCCUGAAGUUGUCCAAAAACUUUGGAAAAAAUCGAUUAAAAAAAAAGAAAAUGCAUCAAAAUCAGGCAAAUUAAAAAAUACUUCAAAAAAUAAGAGAACAAAACAAAACAUGGAUCCACUUAAAACUACUUAUUUAAAUUUAACUUCUAGCCUCAGUACAGCAAGUCACAAUAUAUCUUUAAAUCAAGCAACAGAUGUUAGUCGGCGAAAAUUAUACGACAAAGAGUUGUCAGAGAGCGAAGAUUUGAACAUGGAACCUCUGAACAACGAGCCCAAGAAUUUGAACUGUGAUAAGGAAUCCAGUUUUAAUAACGUUAAACAAAAAUAUGCUAAAAAGAAAAAUGAGUCUAAUAGCAAUAAAAUUAUUUUUAAUAAUAUAGUUUCAUCGUCAGAAAAUUCAGAAGAGGAUUUUGUAUUUAAAAAGCCACUUUUACCGGCUCCCAAAUCUAAGCAAAGUUCGAAAUGGAAUAAAAGGGAUUCAAACAAAAAAGCGAUUGAAAAUAAUGAUCUAGAAAAUGAAAUAGAAAUGUCAACAAGCCCGAAAAAACUAUCAACUAAAAAAGAAAAGGGUACGCAAGAAGUUGACAAACUAUUACAAAGUUUGCCUAAGAGGUAUAAAGAAGUAGUAAACUUAAACAUAAAUGACACGAUUUCAUCUGAGGUCCGCAGAUCAAGCCGAAAGGCAGUUCCGCGUAGAGUUUAUACUUAUUGGGCAAAUAAAUAUGAAAACGUACGGUCCUUAACCGAAUAUAAUAAAAUUUUAAAAGAUAUCUAUAAAGCUGAUAAAAAAUCACAAAAAAAUCGGUCUGAAAAAACAAAAAUGAGGAAAAAUGAAGAAAUUAACGUCGAUGAGAAUAAAAAUAGUUUUCAGAAAUCUGAAGCAAGCAAAAAAAAGAAGAAUAUUCAAGCGAAGAGUGUUAAAAAAUCUAAAAGUGUGCAGAAAAAUUUAAAAAUUAACCAAAACAAUUUGGAAAGUGCAGAUGAAAAUCCUGCUUCUCCUGAGUAUGUAAGGGGGGUGGAAUUACAGAAUUUAACUCAUUUUUCUGAAAAACAAAAUGCGCAAUCAAAUAAAGUUAAAGAAGUAAAUGGAAAUAAAAAUCGAAUUCAACCCAGUGGCGCAGAUUUGAUUGAAACGGAUAGUCAAAGUCAAUCUAAGGAAGAGAUGUUGAAAAUUGUUGAUACAUUGAAAGAGAGCUUUACUAAUUUUGAAACCACCAUACGUUCUAAAGUUUCAAAGACAAGGGUAAAAAAUGUACGUGAACAAAAAAGAAAAUCAACAAAAUCCAAAAAAAAACUAGAAAAUCCAAAUGAAAUAAAAUCAAAUGAAGAAGUGUCAGGUGAAAAAGAAAUUAUUUCAGAAGUGACGCCGGAUAAAUCAAUUGAUAUUAACGUACACAAUUGUGAGACAGGCUCAAAAAGGAGUGACACUGGCUCAAAUUCAGAUAAUUAUUCAACAAAAACAGUUAGUGAUAAUUUAAGUAAGCCGUCUGAUAUGGCAUCGAACUACGGCCCUACUGAAGAUUUUUUUCAUUGGAUAAAACGAUUAGUUUCUGUUAAUAAUGAACAAAACAAUUUGGAAUUGAAUAACAAUAAAAAUUCACAGAAUCCUGGAUUUGAAAGAUUUUUUGCUGAAGACACUUUUAGAAUGGUUGAUAUUAAUCAAACGCAGUUUUCUGAAAAAGAUGGAGUCUGUUAUAUAUUUUAUAACGAGAUUAUGUCAAGAAAUAUGGGCUUUAUUAAAUUUUCACCUGGUUCUAAAAAACCUAAGGCUAAGUCAAGAGCUUAUAAUUUGCAUUUUUUGUUAUUAUUUGGAGUAUUAGAAUUUUAUAAUGAAGGAGAAUCUCAUCAUUCAACAGCGGGAAGUCUUAUUUUCGUUCCUAAAGGUUCCAGUUAUCGUAUAAAUAAUAACUCAAAGGACGUGGCUUGUUUAUUUUUUAUUAAAAUUAUGGACGGAGAUAUAAAUAAGUAAAUUUUUUACUCAUAAGUUGUUUUAGAUUUAAAAUUGCAGAUGUUAAUACAUUUUUCUUAAAUAAAAUUAUAAUAGGA